AUCUCGUCAAGCUGCUGCUGUGUAAUCGCAGGUAACUUUCUUACGAUAGCCUUCCGCUGGACGACCUAUUUCUCGUAGCGCUCUUGCAUUUUUAAGGAUUGCAGAUACAGUACACAUAACGAAGCUUCUGCAUUAGACAUUUCCGUCGUUUUGGCCGUCGGAAGACGUGAAAGCUGUAUUUUUACUCUGCGAAAAUACCCCGUCUCUCAAAGGCGUUUGAAAUCGGACACCGCUGGCAUUGAGGCCCUCACUUUUGUGCGGAGGGAUACGUUGUUGCGUCUGACAAUGUGGACGGAGGUGGUGAAGAUGUCUACGAGAAGAAUGAAAUCAUCUCAGUUGUAACAACAAAAAAGGAAGACGCGAGAUUAGUUACCAUAAUAGAUUUGUUUGCACUCAGACUUGUAACAUUGAAGCAAACACGUGUGCGCAGUGUGAAAAGCAGGCUUACCGGGACAAAAGGAAGACAUCUACGGUGCUCCAAUGCGUUUCAUGCACUGAGGUCGAAAUUCUCUUGAAGUUUUAUGUUUUUCCCCUCGCGAUUCUCUGCUUUUCUUUUUACUGUUGGAUAUCAGACACUUGCAGAGGAGAGUUCCCUGUGAAGCUUGCAGAACCGCCGCUCAGCAUCAGAGAGCGGCCUCGGGCUUGCGUUGGAAUGCAAAACACAGGGGUUUAUUAGAGACUGAAGGGUAUGAACGAACAGCAGCAAAGAAUGGCUGCAGUGGGAACUGACAAGGAACUCAACGACCUCCUGGAUUUCAGUGCGGUUGUGUCAGCCCAAGAUAUUUCCAUGCUUCAUUCUUGGCAUGCAAAGAUGUUCGCACCUCCAGUAGCCAAUGGGAAGAACAGAACAAUGACACUUGCCAGCAGUCAGUUUGGGGGAUCAGUAGAUGAGCGCAGCGGCUCUGGGUCUUGGGGCUCAGCAGAACAGAACAGCCCCUCUUUCAGCCAAGGACGGGGCUAUGGCGAAGGGUCCCACUACAGUGAGCAUGAGGGCUUGUCCUCUCCAUUCAUCAGUUCGGGCGUUGCAGGUAAAAAUGAGAGGCCACCAUACCCUCCCUUUGCAAGCCAGCCUGGAUUUCUUCCUAGCGACAUAGCGAUGCCCAGCCCAGAUGCCAUGUCCCCCUCUGGCCUGAAAUCUGGCUCCCAGUUUUACCCGUCAUACCCAAACAACCCCAGGAGAAGGCCGCCUGAUGGAGGCAUAGAAACCCAGCCAAAGAAGAUUCGGAAACCCCCUGGCCUGCCGUCCUCGGUAUAUGCUUCCACAUCUGGUGAUGAGUAUGCAAGAGACAAUGGAGGAUAUCCUGGUGCUAAACCUGGAGCUGUCUACCCUGGCUCUUUCUAUAUGCAAGAAGACCCCUGGUCGUCUUCUGGCUACUCUGCCAUGCUGGGUAACUCUCCUCACAUUGGACAGCCAGGCUCCUUCUCUGCAAUUAACCCACAGGACAGGAUGAAGCGUCAACCCCUGCCUCUGUCCCCACAGAACUAUCCUCUGCAUGGCAGCGAUGUCAACGGCUUCCACUCAGCCCCCACCACCUACAAUCACACACCCACCAUCAACGGAGAAGGCAUCAUGGCCAACCGAGGCACCACAGCUGGCAGUUCCGGAGAUGAAAUUGGAAAGGCUCUUGCCUCAAUUUACCCGUCGGACCACAACAGUAAUAACUUCUCCUCGGCUCCAUCUACUCCUGGAUCUCCUCAGGCUAUUGCAGGAGCUCAGUCUCAGUGGCAAAGACCAACCACACCCAACUAUGAAGGGCAACCACACACACUGCAGAGUAAAAUGGAGGACCGUUUGGAGGAGGCCAUCCAUGUACUGCGUAGCCAUGCUGUGGGCCAGGGCUUAGAGGGUGCCCCCGACAUGCACAGCCUGCUCUCUGCAGUACACAAUGGGGGCCUCGGGGGCCUCUCUCCAGCUUUUCCCAAUGCAAGCCUUGCCCUCAGCAACAGACAUCCUGCCAUGCAGGGAGGGAAACACGAGGAGCCCACAGGCCUUCCUCCCAGCAGCACUCUUCUGCACGGUCAUCACGCAUCCGGACCCACACCGCCAGUUGGCCAGCCGGAAGGCUUUACCAGUCUCCCUGGUGGUUUGGCCCGCUCCACGCACUCCUCUAGCAGCUCAGACAUCAAAAGAGAAGACAAAGAGGAUGAUGAAAACUCAUCUGUAGCAGACAAAUCCGAAGACGAAAAAAAGGAGUCCAAGGCAGCACGCAGUCGAAGAAAGGAGGCGUUGACCCUCCAGAUGCUCUCUAGCCUUUCAGACCAGAAAGAUGAUCUGGAGGACGAAGAUGACGAGGACCUUCCCCCUGAGGUGAAGAUGGAGCGUGAGAAGGAACGGCGAGUGGCUAACAAUGCCCGCGAGCGUCUCAGAGUACGGGACAUCAACGAAGCAUUUAAAGAGCUUGGGAGGAUGUGCCAGCUGCACCUCAGCCACGACAAACCUCAGACCAAACUUCUCAUCCUGCACCAAGCCGUCAAUGUCAUCCUCAAUUUAGAACAGCAAGUCAGAGAGCGUAACCUUAACCCUAAGGCAGCAUGUUUAAAACGCCGUGAGGAGGAGAAGGUGUCUGGGGUGGUGGGUGAAGCACCCAUGCAGCUCUCAGGAGGCCAUCCUAGUAUGGGAGGAGAUGGGCACAACCCAGUUGGCCACAUGUAACACCAGAUCUGGUGGUGUUUCCCUGGCUGUCAGAGGAUGUGGCCUUAACAGAUUUCUUCCACCCAUUAUUCUCAGUGUGUGUGUGUAUAUGUGGACAUGUCUGUGUAUUGUCCGUUCAAGUUUCAAGAUGCACAUUCACACACUCGUACACACAUGCAUACUGCCAAAACUGACACAGCCUGUUUGUCGCACUCCCAACCAUGACUACAAGCUCAAAUGUGAAGAACUUUUUUUUUAGUUUUGCUUUGUUUUAUACAUGUAAAAAAAAAAAAAAUCUUCUUGGUUUCCACAAGAUGAUGGAACACCGGAGUACAUUUUGUCCUGCCACAAAUUGGGACUUCACACACUGCCGAGAGGUGCUCUUGUGAAAGAAAGGAGACCUAAACAAACACAAAUUGAAUCAAGGAUUUGUGCCUAAUUGUUACAUGUUUUCUAUUUGACAUUUAAGCAAAUUGCUUUACAUGUGAGGAACAUUUAUUGUGUGGGAUUGCUUAUGUGUAUGAGCAAUUAUUUUUAAUGUAUGUCAUUCCCAGCGUGAUGGUACAGUCUUACAUAUGUUAUGUAACCAAGCCCAUAGUUUAAGUUGAAUUGUCUAAAUUCAGUGACUUUUCCUUAACCUUAUCAGUAAGUGUUGAAGGGAAGGCGAUGGAAAGGUCAAAGCCUUGACAGUUAAAAAGCAGCUUUUAAAAGACGGGAACUCUGACCUAGAGGAAGUCUCUGACUGAUGCCUGGUCUCAUCCCACGAGGCAUCUGGAGACUUGGAAUAGAAGACUCCUUCCUUGAAGGUUAUGAAUUAUCCAAGUGGUAGAGUCUGUCAACUUCAAAACCGUGCUUUCCCAUUUGUUGACCACAAAUUUUAGUGUUUCUCCAGUAAUCCCUUGUCAUAGGUUCAGGUGUUGGUACUGCUUUAUGUACAAAAGCAUACUUAAGACAAGACAAAGCACAGUUGUAUAGGUUUAGGCUUAAAAGUUAAGUGUUGACCUUUUGUGCAUUUCAGUCCCUGAAAGUCUUGUAUAAAAGCCAUUUGAGACGCUUGCUAAGUGAUCAGCACCACUUAGUGCUCUUACUUACCUAAAAUGGUUUUCUGACAAUGCCAGCAGAAUUAACAGCUCAAGUUUUUCCUCCUUAAUGAUGUUCUGUAAAAGACAAAAAAAAAAAUCUGGGUUCCUUUUGAUGAAGGGGUCUCAUCAGUCCGCAGUUGUUUGAAGCAGACAAGCCUCAGUGUAACGGAGGCUUUCUUUUCCUAAAUGAGCAUUCCCACUGAAUUACAGCCCCUCACCUUCCUCCUGAGUAAAUUUGUUCUCACACUUCUUACUGAGAAAGGUGUAAUGUGUAAAUUCACUUCAUACAUUACUCGGAUAUGUUUCAUUUUUCAAAAUUUAAAUAUAUAUAUAAAAUAUAUAUUUUUUUGUUAGUCUAUACAUUGUAGAUUUUUUACAUAAAUGGCAAUAUUAGUUUGAAGUUUAGAGUGUAUUGUAGAUGAGCUAAAUAAGGGGGAUAUUUGACAUUUGACACCGGGAUGGCAGAGGAAAAGGGUCAACAGAUGAUAAAUGAAAAAGCGUUUGGUGUAUCCUUGAUUCCAGUUUUAGUUGUAAGGCGUAUCAUCAGCUACCCAGAUGAUUUUUUUUCUUUCCAUUUGGGGGAUUUUGUGCCACAGUCUUGUUGAAGUCUUCUUACUUUAGCAGUGAGGCACUGAGGAAAAAUGUCGGAAGAUUUUUGUCUCAACAGUAAUUAUGCAACUGGUAUUUGAAUGUAGCUACCAUACAAAUGUGGAUCACCUUCAUUUUCAAAGUUGUGUUCCUGGUUUUUGUCAAUACAGUAUACUAGUUUCCAUUUCACCGUUUUCUAAUGUUUGCCCUCAAAGUGGUUCUCCGUGUGCAGCUCACUUCUUAGUAGCCUGUACAUUUAUUUGGAGGCAGACGUCCGUAUUUGGGUGUAAGGUAAUGGAUAAUAUGGAGAACAAAACAGUGUUAUUGUGAUAUUCCCAUGUCAUAUCAUGUUGUGAAUGGUUUUGACCAACAUGUAAUCACAAAUGGGAGGUAGAGCACAUCGUGUGUUUAAUUUCUACAAAAAGAGAUGAAGAAAAAGACCUAUACAAAUCAAUAGUGUGGCCUUUUCAUUCUCAAGACUUAAGAUGACAUGAUGGGAGAGUGAUACCUUAUCAGUGCCUGAACUUGUAUUUUCAUUUAAGACAGUUUUAUUUUGUGAUCCAUAUCAUUUCAUAUAUCAUGGAGAUUAAAGAGGUACUUGUUCAUUCCCCCACCCUCCCUUCUAAUGCUUUUUUCAAUUUUUCAGGAAGAAGUAUAAAUGGUAUAAAGAGAUUUUCUUUCAGUGUAUCUAGUUAAAUAAAUAAAUGUUACGUAGAUCUUGUUCAGUUUUUAUUCCCUUUUUUUUCUAAUUAUUCAACUGGAUUAUAUUGCCCAAACUGUUGUUUUAGUUAAGGUAAUGGGUCCAGGUCAUGAGUUUUCUUUCUAUCUGCCCGAUAUUGCUAUAUAAUUUGACAUCACUUGACAACAGGGUUCAAGAGAUGCUGCUUUUGGCUCCGAUUGUCUGCUUUUGAUGCACAUUAACAUGUUUCAGUGUACGUGUUGCUUCAAUUUCAAUGUAGGGAGUGAGUUUUAUUUUCUGUCGUAGCUGGAACCUCUAAUGACUUGGAGCAUUUUAAGUUUCUGUAUAUCGGAGUGCAAGCCCUUUGCUGCAGUGACUUUUAGUAUAUUCAGGAUAGUUUCCACUGACUAUUUUCACCUCCUGACCUUUCACCCUUCCAGGUCUUUGAUGUCAUUGACAGUGACUUUUUGUGAGAAGUUCUAAUCACUUCUUUCAAAAAGUUGUAUUUGAAGUUUUUCUUUUUAAUAUUACAAGAUCAAUAAUUGUACUGAAUAUUGCUGGUUUGUUCCAUAAGGAAAAUCUGACUUGAUGUCAUUUAGUAUUCUGUGAGCAUCCCAUCAGCCUACAUACUCAAAUUAUUUGUUUGGGGCGGGGGGGGACCUUAUUUCUUUACAUGAGUCUUGACAUAGACACAAUGAAAUCUGCAGAAAAGCAAGCCGACCACUGCAGGAGCACAUGAUGUCAACAGACAAUUACAAUAUUAUGAUGGAAAAUGUUAAGUUGACGGGCUUGAACUUGUUUUGGUAUAAGAAAGCAGUAAUAAAACACUUGCUUUCAA
Perca flavescens (yellow perch) is the source of this 5819-nucleotide messenger RNA. RefSeq names its product transcription factor 3b (gene tcf3b). Gene Ontology annotation, biological process: regulation of transcription by RNA polymerase II. Gene Ontology annotation, cellular component: chromatin; transcription regulator complex. The coding region runs from base 689 to 2653 and encodes 654 amino acids. NCBI's taxonomy places the organism in Eukaryota, Metazoa, Chordata, Actinopteri, Perciformes, Percidae. Gene Ontology annotation, molecular function: RNA polymerase II cis-regulatory region sequence-specific DNA binding; protein dimerization activity; DNA-binding transcription factor activity, RNA polymerase II-specific. The record is from RefSeq and is a predicted model, not a curated record. The transcript is spliced from 23 exons.